Molecule: messenger RNA, 1716 nt
Organism: Chaetomium globosum CBS 148.51
Lineage: Eukaryota; Fungi; Ascomycota; Sordariomycetes; Sordariales; Chaetomiaceae
Exons: 9
Coding region: 1-1716 (571 amino acids)
Source: RefSeq, a predicted model, not a curated record
AUGGCCAAGAUCGCCUGGCACAUCGCCCAUGCCUUCACACAAGGGCACAAGUCUGCCCCAGCUGCAUUUCGAGAAGUCGAAAACCAGCUGUACUCGCUCAGCGCGGCCUUGACGGCUUUCAAAGAUAUCUGUGGCACUGAUCUCGCCGCCGUAGCUAUCGAUCCAUCCAAACUGCCCACCAGAUUCCAGACACAAGAGCAGGAUGGGAUGCAGAGCGUGGCUGGGAUACUAGACAGCUGUUACGAGACCCUAAAGCACCUCGAAAAGAUUGUUGAAAACUACGGCGUCGUUGUCACUCCCAAAGAUCCAGCCAAGUCUCGCUUUCGGCGUUGGAGCAUCGAGAUGACCAAGAACUACAAGAAGAUUGCCUGGACUACUGAGGCUGGCGACUUAGCCGCGCUCCGUAGUCAACUGAUGGUCCACACUAACAGUUUGAACCUGGUGUUGGGCAUUAUUGUCAGCUCACGGACAACGAGGAUCGAGGACGGUCUGAAGAAUAAUUCUGCCAUGCUCCAGGAAAUCUAUUCCUGGUGGUCCCAGAACCUCAAGGAUGUCGCAGGCCCCCAGGCCCAGAAAGAUGACUUGUCUCUCGGACUACAAGGCGCGUCUAAUCUAUUGUCGUUCGAAGUUCAUCUCAUCUCAAACGGCACUCCCCAGAUCCUGUGCUCCCACGCCAGCCUACAUGAUGACUGGAAGGAAACAGGGUCAAUGCAGCUGUUUGUGUGCAGAUGCAGCCAGCCUACCUCUGGCCAUCCGAGAGUUGAGAAGAUUGCAUUGUCACCUCUCUCAUUCCCGUUUAGACAAGCUGGGGAUACACGAUCCUGGACGCUCUUCAAGGCCCUGGACAAAUCGACCGGCCAGAUGGUGUCCGUAACCGUAAAGAACGUGGCCGCUUCGGGUAUCAUCGAGUUCGAAGAAACCUUCAUCCAGCCACUCGCAGAAGCAAGAGCAAACGCCAUGUUGCGACAAGGGAUCAGUAAUCAACUUGCACAUUUGUCGCCGGAUGAGGGCCAUAUUCGGGCUCUAAACCUUCAGAGUGAUUUGAAGGACUGCCACAAGCUGAUCGACUCGGUCACUUUCCGUGUCGGCCACCGCAACUUGUCAAAACCGAGGGUGGACGGGCUCAGUCUUCUGAAUUAUAGAGAGCUGGGUCAGCAGACUAGCCGUUCACUGGCCGAUACCUUGGACCACGCCGAGUUAUCCAUCUACUACGGAAGCGAGGGGAUGGGCGAAUCAACCGACGUCACCAAGAGCGUUGUCCAUUCGGCGAAGAAGUUGCACGAAAAGCUCGAGGAUAUGCGAGUGGAGCUUCUGGUUACAAGCCUACAGUACCCACGGCCAGACGAUGUUGUCGCACUGCACCUCCAAGCAACAGAGGUCCAAUGCGAAGUCGCCAUCAUCCCCGACGCCGAGCUGCUGAUCACCCGAAAUUCUCGAGACGAGCACCGGCUCAUCGUAGCCAGUCGCAAUCGCUGCACCGUCCUGAGCCAAGUUUUACCCCAUUCUUUUUUUGAUUCCUUGUCUUCCACUCCGAGUUUCACCGCACCCACUUGGCUUGUCCAGCUUGAGGGGAACGGAAAACGAAAGGUGUACCACUACCCCGACGGGUUCCGGUUUCUGAGCUUCCGUAACACGAGCGCGGAGAAGAUGUUUGAGCUGGGGCGAACUGCGGUUCUGCAAGGUGCUGGGCCGGAAAAGACUUUACCGUUAAGGUAG